AUGACUUUGCUCAGGCCGGAACAAAUUUCGCAUCCCACAUCGUCCCACGUGGAAUUGACCACUUCAGUACAACGAAACUCUGUUCCAGUUGAUGUCCAAGUUCUUUCUAUUGCAGCUGGCGAAAAGAAACGCUUGACUGUGAGUGGUCUUGAGGCGAAUGACGUGUACGAUAUCCGUCGAUGUGUAGAAAUACGGCUACCAACAUCAUUAACACAGGAUCAACGAUUCAGUUUUGGCAACACGACUAGCCGGCUGUGCUCUGAAGAAGGCUAUCGGACACUCCCGAACGCAGCACGAAUACCGCAUCCACUUUGGAUUACGGUAGCCGCGAUGAUAUUGUGUGUUUUUAGGUAG
Messenger RNA from Ostertagia ostertagi, 354 nucleotides. NCBI's taxonomy places the organism in Eukaryota, Metazoa, Nematoda, Chromadorea, Rhabditida, Trichostrongylidae. The record is from the annotation of a GenBank genome assembly.